This is a messenger RNA of Lasiodiplodia theobromae, 756 nucleotides long. RefSeq lists its product as uncharacterized. The record is from RefSeq and is a predicted model, not a curated record. The coding region runs from base 1 to 756 and encodes 251 amino acids. Lineage: Eukaryota; Fungi; Ascomycota; Dothideomycetes; Botryosphaeriales; Botryosphaeriaceae. The transcript is spliced from 2 exons.
AUGGACAAUCAUCCAGAUCAUCCUUCUCAUGACGCAUCGGCGGCAGCAGAGAACAAGCCCAUCGAUUCCGCCAACACAAGAAGAGACUACGACAGCCGCGCUCUUGAAGCUCCCCAGCUUUACCUCGAGGAACCAAAAUAUCCUGCCACCAACACCUGGACCACCACCGCCCCCGAGGCCAUCACAUCCAACGACAAAGAAGUCUCCUCUUCCCAGCAACCACCUCACGCAACACGCCACAGACGCAUCCUCGGCUGCACUCCCACAACAUUCGCCCUCCUCACCCUUCUCAUCAUCAUCCUCAUCGGCGCCGCGGUCGGCGGUGGCGUAGGUGGACAUCUCGCAACCGCAAACCAACCCACUACAACCAUCACCUCCACCGUGACAGCGAACCCCGACCCCACCUCCCACUCGCCCUCUUCCUCCCCCAACACCACCACCGCAACCGCAACAGCCACCCUCCCCUUCCACUUCACCCUCUACGCCUCGCCGUCCUUCACCGGCUCUGCACAGAACGUGUCGGCCGCCGGCAACGUGUCGCUGCCGUGGCGGGCGCGCAGCUACGUGUGGGACCAGCAGGGCAGCGGCUGCUGCGCGCUGUUCUGCCGCGAAGGGCGCGACGUCGGCUACCGGUGCAACGACGUGACGUACCAGGACGACGUGAGCGGCGGCGGCGUCGACGGUGUGGCGGUGCAGUGCGGCGGGAAUGAGGAUGGCGGGAAGGCGCCGCCGGGGGUGUGGUGUGAGGGGAAUUGA